This is a messenger RNA of Protopolystoma xenopodis, 888 nucleotides long. NCBI's taxonomy places the organism in Eukaryota, Metazoa, Platyhelminthes, Monogenea, Polystomatidea, Polystomatidae. The record is from the annotation of a GenBank genome assembly.
AUGAACCGGUUGGUACAACAACCAAAGUUAGUUACGUUUACUCUAUUGUUUUAUCAGGAACUUGAAUCUGAAAUCCGACAAUGGCUCAACAACUCCGAUUCCGCACCAAUGGAGACAACUUGGUCCCCAGCCGGAACUACCAACGUGUCUGGCGGUAAGGGACGCUCCAACUGGAAGACAAGGAAGUUGGGUAAACCCGAAAAGGUUGGUACAAUACCCAACAAGACGGUACUCCCAGUACAGUAUGAAUUUGCGCCACCCACAGAUUCAAAUCAUUCCGGGCUCCAGACUAAUUCGACCAUCGGCGACAGCAGUCAGCAGAUAACAACACAAAUUACAUCGCAAGCUAUUGUCCCGCCGUCAGUUACCACCGAACUACAGGCGUCAAGCACACACUCGCCUUUGACAGAAAUUCAAUCACCAAGUCAGGACUUGAUUUCUCCCAUUGAUGCCAACCGGUCAUCCCAAAUAGUUGAAAUUCCGCAAAAUACCUACCAGGGCUAUCCAUCAAAUGUGGACCAACUCGAAACAGCUUUGGACGUAUCUGAGACGACUAACCCGAAACAGAAUGAGAGUCUAAUCCUGCCGCCUGUGCUCAGAGAGGAGUCCCAUUACCCUCCUGCUUUUGAAGGUUCAAAGAGGCUCAACUCUGAGCCGACUGUAGAGAUAGACGAGCUAGUGCCUGUUGUGUCAACCAAGUUAGAAACGCUAAAUGAGAAUGCGCAAAAUGUCAGCAGUAGCGUAAAUAGAGAAAAUGAAAACAAGUUUGCCGAAAAUGCAACGUUAAGCUCGUCCGCCUGUGCCAGGCUUACUGGCUUGAGCCGGUUUAACUUUGUUUGGCAUUUGCUCUACUUUACGGUUUUCACGUUGCCGGGAUUUUCUCAUUAG